GCUUCUUUGUGGUUCAAAGAGUGCGAACUUAAUGAGAUUUAGAAAUGCGAACUUAAGCAUGUGAACUCAAGUUUGUGCAUGAGUUGCGGUCGCCCUUUUAAGCGCCGGAAGAUCAUCAUGGAGAACGCCGCGUACGAGUUCCACCAGAUUCAGGACGAAGUCAAGAAGAUCACCCAGGAGAUCCCCGAGAAGGUUUUGUCUGGUCACACUUACCACGCUGCGGAUGUGCAUGAGUGGACGACCGACAUCUCGUCGCAGUGUUUGAAGGAGCUCAAGGGUGUGGCCAACGGUUCGGCUGGAUUCAAAUACAUUGUUACGGGUAAAAUUGAGUACGUACGCAAGCUAACAAAAGCCCAUGUGUUGGGCUGCUACAGUGAACUGCACGAUCCUGCAGAAGAGAAACGCUGGAUACCACACCAACUCGUCGUGCUUCUGGGACGCUGAACGCGACGGAAGCGUGUCGAUUCGAUGGGAGAACGCGACCAUGACCUGCGUGCUCACGGUCUACUGCGUUAGUCUUCAGUAAAUCCCAUCCAACGACGGUCGAGAAUCGUGGCAGUGGCAGUGGCAGCAUUCCGCUGCGGUGUGUGGAUGUUGUACGGAGCUUGUGACAGACAUGGAGUUCUAUAUCUCCAUGGAGAGGUUUGACGUCGUAUCCAUUGACAAAUUCGCGAUGUCCAUAGAGAAAUUCACGUCCAUGGACAUGCUCGUAAAAUCCACCAUAAUCGACUCUCCUUGCUGCUUUUCUGGAUGACGUCUCUUAGAACCUAGACGACGACCGAAGAUGACGGUGUCAAUCACGUUACGACGGAAGCGGUCGGCAUAAGGAAUGGGCUUCAUGCACGAAAUUCCCUUCGCGUCACGACACUGCAGUCGCACGCGUACCCAGCGCUCUAGGCUCUUCUUGAACGACCAGGGAGUCAAAAUAUCAAUGAUACCCAUGUUCACGACGCACGCGUCCGCAGAGAAUGUCGUUAGGUUUCCCCUAGGGCGGCUAAGUCCUUGAAGUGUAGCACCAUUAGGGCUCAGCGAUUCCAAAUAGCCUGCCUCGUCACUGCUGUUCCCACCA
Phytophthora nicotianae INRA-310 is the source of this 1069-nucleotide messenger RNA. RefSeq lists its product as hypothetical. Gene Ontology annotation, biological process: microtubule-based movement. The transcript has 5 exons. Gene Ontology annotation, molecular function: dynein intermediate chain binding. Bases 79 to 444 code for a protein of 121 amino acids. The record is from RefSeq and is a predicted model, not a curated record. Gene Ontology annotation, cellular component: cytoplasmic dynein complex; cytoplasm. Lineage: Eukaryota; Oomycota; Peronosporomycetes; Peronosporales; Peronosporaceae.